AUGUCCCAUAGAAGACACAAGUCGCGUAAAAGGUCUCGCUCUUGGUCGCCAUCUUCCCGCCAAAACUCUGUUUCGUCGCCUGACCUACAUCAAGAAGGAUCCCCGCCGAAACGGCGCAAGGACGAAAACGAUUCCCUUCAGAAGAUUCUUCAGUCGACUGAACGUCUUUCCAACCGAAUAGACUCGCUUGAGUCCCGAGCAAAUCAGCCAGAAACUAUUGCAGAUACUGAUGAUGAUGUUUUGUCGAUUAUGGCUGAUGAAACCACAGGCGGCCCAAGCCAUGUUUCGUUUCCUGCUGAUGUUGUAGACAGCUGCACUGACAUCAAGUCCAUUGGUAAACCUAUCACUCACAACGCUCGCUGGCUCCAUUACGGAGCUUGGAUGAAAGACCCGCUGGGAAUCAUGGGCACUGAGACCAUCUUCACAAUGGAAAAUUAUUAUUCAAACCUGGUUGAAGAGUUUGAAAACAUGGCCAAGUUUAAAGCAGGUUUGCCUCGUAAGACGUACAAAUUGCCUUACUACUGGGACGGAACUGGAGCAGUGGUAUACGGACCAUAUCUCUACUUUAACAGUGAACUCAAGUCGAGCACACUUAUCCUACUUGUUUCAUUUUGGACAGAACCGAUGAAUACGAUGGGCAAUGCUUUCGUGGCCUGUGGAGUGAUUUACUGUAUUGACAGCUAUAACAGCAAGUCCACUACCAUCAACUUUGCUUACGACACUAAGACAGGAAAACAGUGGAACCCCAACAUACAGUUCACAAACCAAUAUAGAGUCAACUCCAUGGUGGACUACAACCCCAGGGAAAAAGUCUUGUAUGCCUGGGAUCAGAAGCGUCUAGUCACUUACUCUGUGACUUUUGAGUAAAGUUAGAUUAAUCCGAAAACCAACAGCAAGAAAGAAUUACCACAUUAUCUGAUUGCUUAGCUGUUUUGUAGAAGAUGCGCUCAUACAAAUUAACUUCAAAAUAAAUAUAAGAUUAACUUAAUAAUAAAAUGUCAGCCGUAAUUGUAGCUGGUAAAGCCACGAAGACAGAAUAGCAGUAAUUGCUGAAUGCUCAAAUAAAAUGUGAAAACGAUAUCAUGGCUAUCUGCUUGUGGAGUUGUAUAGGUAACUAUCACGGUGAUUGAAAUGAAAAAAAGUAAAAAUAACAGUCCCAGCGAUUUUCCCUGAUAACAAAAACAAAAAAACAACAACAACAAAAAAAGAAACAUGUGAAACACAGAGAUGGCCGUCAAGAAGUUUAGAGUUGCAGAGAGAGAAUGGCUUUAAGGAGCUCCAGCAGC
Orbicella faveolata is the source of this 1286-nucleotide messenger RNA. RefSeq names its product olfactomedin-like protein 2A. Lineage: Eukaryota; Metazoa; Cnidaria; Anthozoa; Scleractinia; Merulinidae. Gene Ontology annotation, biological process: signal transduction. The record is from RefSeq and is a predicted model, not a curated record.